Messenger RNA from Fonsecaea multimorphosa CBS 102226, 681 nucleotides. RefSeq lists its product as uncharacterized. The transcript has 5 exons. The record is from RefSeq and is a predicted model, not a curated record. Gene Ontology annotation, molecular function: transmembrane transporter activity. Gene Ontology annotation, biological process: transmembrane transport. The coding region runs from base 1 to 681 and encodes 226 amino acids. NCBI's taxonomy places the organism in Eukaryota, Fungi, Ascomycota, Eurotiomycetes, Chaetothyriales, Herpotrichiellaceae.
AUGGCGAUGGACAACGGUACCAUUGAAGGUGACGAAAAACAACUGGAAGGAGACAAAGUCGAACAACAACUUGAGAAUGUCCCAGCUGUGAUGCCGCCCGCCGCAGACGACGGACUCGUCACGCUGAAUACUGGGUUUGUCGUUUCGAUCCUCUCGACCCAGUUCGGCACAGCAUUCUGGCCCAUACCAACAUCCUUUGUGUUGGCGGUCUGUAUCGCUUUCAUGACCUGCGGUGCCAACUCGGACUUGUUCGGACGACGAGAUUUCGUCCUCUUUGGUAACGUUCUCACAUUCAUCAGUAACAUCGUGGCUAGAAGCGCGAAACAGGCCAACACGGUCAUGAUAGCCAUGACCGUAAUGGACUUUGGCUCUGGCAACUGUCAACUUGCCGCCAAUGUCUUUUGGGGCGGCACCACUGACAUCACCACCGGGGUUCUCACCUCAUUGACCCCGAAUAUUGGUCUCGUUGUGGGCGGCAUGUUGACGGUGGCAUUUGUUAGCCGCCUGCGAAAUUGGAAAUGGACGCUCACAGGCUCUGUGGUGAUCACGGGGCUAUUCGGGGCUCCGCUGGCACUCGGCCAGCCAGGCCGGAAGGGCAUGAUGAUUGCUUUCCUGGUUCCGAAUCAGAUUACCAUGGGAUGGGGCCAGUAUCUCUCCAUUGCCCAUACACAACUUGAGUAA